This is a messenger RNA of Penicillium roqueforti, 783 nucleotides long. Its product is annotated as DUF3632 domain-containing protein. The record is from RefSeq and is a predicted model, not a curated record. The transcript has a single exon. The coding region runs from base 1 to 783 and encodes 260 amino acids. NCBI's taxonomy places the organism in Eukaryota, Fungi, Ascomycota, Eurotiomycetes, Eurotiales, Aspergillaceae.
AUGGUCGCCAUCACAGAUGAUAUUUUUGCCUCUCGGCUUGCUAUCCUACAAGACCUAUUCAGCGACAGUGUAUCUGCACAGCACGCCGCUGAACAUCUGGCUUCAAUCUCCUUGGCAGAUGAAUCAGACCUCGAGGGGGGAAUUACCAGCCUAUGGAGCUUGAUCUUCAAGUGUGCAUACAAUUUCCCCGAGCACCACGAUAAACUGGUCAAUGUGCUAGUUCAACUAUCAAAACUCCCAAACGCAAAGAAAUCAAAUGGGGACUCCAUUGUGCUCUACGAUAUGCAAGUCUGGAAAGACCUACCCAUGCUAGGCUGGCAAUUCCGGGACGAGUGGAAUGCAGGCGUACCUGAUGGACCUCCUGACGCCCGUCAAAAAGCAAUUUCGCAAAUUAUCAACCGGGAUAAAUUCACGGCACGCUUGAUGGCAACCAAAGAACCUGUCUUUGCAUACUCCUGGUUUGCAUUGAUUACCCUGCGCGAGGCACUGGAAACACCAGCACACGAAUACUCUCCGGGGAAAGUAGAAGCAUUGAUUCGGGCUGCCGCUGCGUGGAUCAGUAUUCUCGGGGCAGACAUCUACCAGUGGAAUGAAGGGUUUGAUGGCGCUCUGGGUAAAGGAGGCCCGCUCUGGAAAGGCCAAUGUGGGUUUUCUAAGGAGAGGUGGCAGUUCUGGAAGGAAAGAUUUGGGGAGUUGGCUACGAUCGAGCUGGAGGAGACUGGAGAAGAAGAGAGAACGGCAGCAUGGGACGCGAAGCGGAUGAUGGAGGAAAUUGAGAAGUGA